CACGGGGGAUCAUCAUGGGGACAUUUACCCCAGUGAUAUAUAAAGCUUUCUUUUCCUCACGAGAGGAAUAUAUAAUGUUAACAUUCUUGUCACGUGAUGCGUUUUGACCAAUCAUGGACACUGUAAUAAACAUGGUAGAUUAUAAAAUUAUUUAUGUUGUGUUUGACGUGUGUUUCGAUCUACCCAGAAUAACAGAUUAUCUUACGUAUAUACCUUUACACUAUACCUGCUAUACUAUAUUUCUGAUAUGGAAUCUUCAAAUCUGCUCCUGUAAAUUCUGUUAUUUUCAUAACGUUUUUUUCUUGCAGGAUGUCACGUCGUCUUUGACAGAGGUACAAAUCGCCGAGCUUAAAGAGGUCUUCAGUUUCUACGACAAGAAUUGUGAUGGUUUUGUGGACCUGGGAGAUCUUGGACCUAUGAUGAGAUCGAUGGGCCUUAAUCCCUCUGAGAAGGAAAUACUCGCUUACACCGAGCAAUUUAAUCAAAGACAUGAUAAGAAUGUAGACUUUCGGGACGCCUUGGAAGUUGUGGUAGACAUGUUAUCAUGCCCACUGGAGACAGAGGAGAGUCUGAGAGAGGCGUUCCGAGUACUUGACAGAGAUGGAAGCGGAUACGUCAGCUGUGCUGAGCUAACACAAAUGAUGACGUCAAAGGGAGAGAGGUUAUCAGAUGAUGAUGUCAAAGAGAUGAUGCUGGAGGCUGACGAUGGAGAAGGGCACAUCAAAUACGAAGAGUUCGUCCGGCUGAUUCUAGGGAAAGAGCUGAGAUACGUCAGCGGCGCUUGUCGGGGUGAUUUUAAGAUGGAAUUAAACACUAUAUCUAAUAACAAUGUAAUGAUGGACCGGGAAUAGUCGACAUUGCUCUAUAAAGCGUUCAUACUCCCUAGAGAGAUCACUGUCGAGGGCGUGUUUGAAACCAGACCCGGAUAUCCUGCCUAUGUUACUGUGGACACUAUCGAUACAUCAUAAUGCACCAUUUAUGUAAUUGAUUUGUUCCACUAUCCACAAGGCUCAGAGGGAGCGCGUUACAGACUAUUAUGCCAAGGUCCCAUAUCAACGAAGCUCGUCCUUCAAACAGCAUCACACCUCUUAGCAACGCUGGUAGCUUCAAACUGCCUGCGGGUUCCAUUCUGUGGUUUUACUGAUUAUACGUUUCAAAGAAAUUUCAGCACAAAAAAAAACUGGUUUUCAUAUUAGUAGGAAAAGGGACGUUUUUUCUCCAUACCUUUAUAGUAUUUGAAAAUCUGUUGUCUCCAUAUACAUAAUGCUAAAUAAAUUAAUUUGUAUUAUAUAUAUGGACAUAUUUGUUGUUGGUUGGGUGAGUGAUUGGUGGUCUUGUUGUUAGACGACACGAGGGGAUCAGUAGUCGAGACUUCCGCUGGCCUAAAUCCCCGUCUGAUGAGACAUGUCCUAUUUAGGUCCCCAGGGCCGGACAGCUCCAUCGGUCGGACAUGGACGCCGCGGUGUCCUCUACCGUCCAAUGUCGUAAAUCAUA
Pecten maximus is the source of this 1494-nucleotide messenger RNA. Its product is annotated as calmodulin-like. The record is from RefSeq and is a predicted model, not a curated record. Gene Ontology annotation, molecular function: calcium ion binding. NCBI's taxonomy places the organism in Eukaryota, Metazoa, Mollusca, Bivalvia, Pectinida, Pectinidae. Bases 114 to 851 code for a protein of 245 amino acids. Gene Ontology annotation, cellular component: myosin II complex. The transcript is spliced from 4 exons.